Molecule: messenger RNA, 4818 nt
Organism: Erythranthe guttata (spotted monkey flower)
Lineage: Eukaryota; Viridiplantae; Streptophyta; Magnoliopsida; Lamiales; Phrymaceae
Source: RefSeq, a predicted model, not a curated record
AAUAAAUAAAUAUUAUAAUAUAAAUAAAUUAUUGAUAUUCAUUUGAUCUCUAUCAAGAUUUAAGAUAAUUAAACGUGAUUUCAUGUUCAUAUAUUAUUAUACUUUAAACAUUCGCUUCCACGAGUUUCAUCACCAUAACUGCUUAACACGAUCAAAGACACACAAGUAAAAAUUCGAAAAUUUUCUGGGGUGUGGGCCCCAUUUUGGAGAUUUGUUUUUGAAUUUUGUUUUAUUGAAAAAAAUCGUUUUUGUUCUCUUGUCUCCUCUCUCGUCCUCCUGCAAAGUGCAAACUUGUCGAGUUCAUUCUUAUUUCAGCUCAUUCAUAAAAUACUUGUUUAAUUCUCCAUUCUCACUUUUUCAGUUCCUGUAUUUCAAAGAUUUUAAAAUCUUCUUUUCUUGAAAAUUGGUUAUCUAUCUGUGCUAAUAAUAAUAAUAAUAAUAUUCUUUGGGAGUAGUUUGAGGUCAAGAUUACUUGUUCUGCGGAUUUGUUUUAACAGUAAGUUAUCAUCAAACCAUUCCUUUUCUUCUUUCUUUACUUUCUUUGAAUUGCUUUCUUGAUUUUCUCUGUCUUCGUUGAGUUUACUUGACUUAAUCACAUGUCAUUUGCAAUUCUUGAUUAUGGGGGCUGAAAGGGUAUCAAAUGUAAUGCAUAUGCCAUAAUUGUGUUGGGCAAAGCCAAUUAAGAGCAGGAAAACGAACAUAAACUUAGGGGCAAUCUGUUCAAUGUUGCCAUCUUUUUAAUCGAAAAUGCGAUAAAUACUGUGUUUAUAUAUCGGAUUCGAGGUUACAAUGCCAUCAAUCGUUCCUACGGCUUCAUUAAGAAGCAGCGACAGUUCUGUAUCGAGUUGCAGUGAUAUCUCGGUUGAUGCAAACUUCUGUACCCGGGAAUAUAUGGAAAACAUCAGUACAGACAGCACACUAGAAGAUUCCGAUUCUUUACUAAAACAGCAUCUUAAUGACUCAAACUUAGAAGUUAGACAAGUCAAUAACAAUGUGAGAAGAGUGGAUUCAUCGGUUACGAGAUACGAGGCAUCUCUCACAAAUAAUGAAGUGGACUCUGAAUUUUGGCUUCCAUCAGAACCAGAAGACCAGGAGGAUGAUGUCAUCAUAGAUAGUGUUGUAAAUUUUAAAGAGGAAAAGCUUAAAAGAGCAAUGAACAAUAUUAGGAAUGAGAAAUUUACGGGCCUUGUUAGUCAACUGGUUAAGUCCGCGGGUGUUAAUUCUUCGGGAAAUAGUGAUGAGAAUUGGGUGGAUAUAGUGACUUCUUUAUCCUGGGAGGCUGCUAAUUUUGUGAAGCUCGACACAAAUGAGAUGAAGGCAAUGGAUUGUGAUGGAUAUGUGAAGGUUAAAUGCAUUGCAACUGGUUUGCGUACUCAAAGUCGACUUAUCAAAGGGCUAGUCUUCAAAAAGCACGCGGCUGACAAACGUAUGCCAAAAAAGUACGAGAAUCCGACACUGCUGUUGAUACAUGGUUCCCUAGAUCUUUCUUCUGGUGGGUUAUCUUCAUCCGAAUCAAUGCAACAGGAGAAGAAUAAAUUGAAGUCUACACUUGAGAUGAUAGAGAAGUACCAACCAAAUGUUGUUCUCGUUGAGAAAUCAGUUUCUUGUGAUAUACAAGACUCGAUUCUUUCGAAAGGAAUGACAUUAGUCUUCGAUAUGAAUCUCCACCGAUUAGAGAGAGUUGCUCGUUGCAUUGGUUUUGCAAUAGGUCCGAAACUUUGGCAGUGCGAUUCCUUUCGUAUUGAAAAAUUCGUGGAAGAACAUGAUGUUUCUCAUGUGUGCGGAAAAAAGCCGAGUAAAACUUUGAUGUUCCUUGAGGGAUGUUCUUCACAGCUUGGAUGUACAAUUGUGCUGAUGGGAGCUAACAGUGAUGAGUUGAAAAGGAUUAAACGUGUUAUCCGACGUGCAGUUGUGAUGGCAUAUCAUUUGAUGCUGGAGACUUAUUUCCUUUUAGAUCAGAGUGCAAUGUUCUCCACAAUUUCUCCUGCUGAUGUGGCGCUAACCGUUAAACAGUUGACACUUAUUCCUACUGAUGAGACAACCCUUUCUUCGGGCUACAAGGACUCCGAUACAGAAAUGCACACGCCAUUCAUAAUUGAUAUUCCCAUUUCGGAUGGCUUCCAUCAAAACGAGUCAGAAAACUUAAAUUUUCCUAUUUUUUCCGACUUUUCUGAGAGUUCCCCAGUACUAGACUCGGAGAGUAUUUUAGUUUUGAUGUCGAGACGAAAUGCUUCAAAAGGCAUCGUAUGUAAAAAGAGUCGUUUUUCUCACAUUAAGUUUUACCGGAGUUUCGAUGUUCCUCUUGGAAACUUUUUGCAGGAUAAUUUGCUCAAUCAGAAAAUCCAGUGCAAGACUUGUAACGAAACACCUGAGGCACACAUUUCCUACUAUGUACAUCAUAAUAAGCAACUCAAAAUCCAAGUCAGAAAUAUGUCUGCAAGAAAAACUUUGCCUGGGGGAAAUGAAGGGAAAAUUUGGAUGUGGAGCCGUUGUGGUCGGUGUAAAUCAAACUGUACAAGAAGGGUAUUAAUGUCCGGUGAUGCAUGCAGUUUAUCAUUUGGCAAGUUUUUGGAACUCAGUUUUUCGAAUCACUCUUCGUUCAACAAUCCAUCAAGCUGUGGGUAUGGGAAACUUAGGCACUGCAAUUUCCUCUACUACUUUGGGUUGGGUCCCAUGGUUGCAAUGUUUGAGUACUCACCGGUUGAGACUUAUUCUGUAUCUCUGCCAUCUCAGCAGAUGGAGUUUCGCGGUUCAGUCGGAGGAGACUUUCUUAAGAAAGAUUAUAAGAAUGUGUAUUCGAAAGGGAUUUCAGUGUUCAUUGAUAUUAAAAAAUCUUUGGAGCAAAUAGCAUCUCGAUACGUGGGGGUAACUCUGAACAUUCAGGGGUCAAGCAAGAAAUUUUCCGAUAUUUUGCAGAUGCUCGAGCAGGAAAAAUCUCGAUUUGAGGUCAACAUUCAAGAUGCUGUUAAGAAUGAAAGAGAAUAUAAUGCUGCAUGUAAACUUCUAAGAUUGAACAGAAUCCGGUUGGAACUUCUACUCGAAUCAUGUAUAUGGGAUCGAAGACUCAGCGCACUGCUCUCAUCCAAUGUUAAGGUAAUUGAUACUAAUUCAAUCGGCUCACACGCGCAAGAAAACCUAAAUGGAACUCCGGAAGAAGAAUGUCGUGAGAUUCAAAUUGAUGGACAAGUUGAAGAAUCUACAGGAGAUAAUACCUUGUUAUCUAACUUCGAAAACGGUGAAAAUUUGAUGUGGGCCCCAUUUUCCGACAUUUUACAUAAAUGCAUGGAGGAUCUUGAGAGAGGAUACUUGCCAAAAAUCGAGUCUUUUAGUAGCUACGCUGCAGAAUCUACUGCUCAGAAAUUGAUUACAGAUGAGGGUUCGAAGCUGCACAUUCCUCUCGGUAGCAAUGAAUAUAUCGUGUCUGAUUAUGAAGAUGAAUUAUGUAGCAUAAUAGCUUGUGCACUUACACUGUUGAAGGAUAAUCUUGAUGAGGGUUCUGCUCGAAAAGAAAGAGGAACAGGUUUUAAGAGGCUGAAACGUGUAUUUUCUUUGAUCGAUGAUGCCAACUUGGAAUCGUCGAUUUUCCAAGACUCGGAUAUGUUGGAUUCGUUGAUUUCGUAUAGUGCUGGUAGCCACAGAGAAGUUUCUAUGGGUUUGAGAGCAUAUCAAGGAAAACGUAAAUACUCCGUUGUGUGUGUGUUCGCCAGCCAGUUUUUUCGGUUGAGAAAUUGGUGCUGCCCUUCUGAAUUCGACUAUAUUGUUUCUUUAAGCCGUUGUAGAAACUGGGAUGCGAAAGGUGGAAAAAGUAAAUCAUUCUUUGCAAAAACACUAGACGAUCGUUUUAUCAUCAAGGAAAUUCAAAAGAUUGAAUUUGAUUCGUUUGUCAAGUUUGCUGUUAAGUACUUCGAGUACAUGAAUCAGUGCCGUGAGCUGGGAAAUCAAACCUGUCUUGCUAAAAUUCUUGGAAUUUACCAGGUUAUCAUAAGAGCACCAAGAAACGGGAAGGAAACGAGACAUGAUCUACUUGUGAUGGAGAAUCUUUCAUUUGGUCGGAAUAUAUCUAGACAGUAUGAUCUUAAAGGAGCUCUGCACGCUCGAUUUAGUACAGCUGGCGAUAAUUCGGGAGAUGUUCUUUUGGAUCAAAAUUUCGUGAACGAUAUGAAUGUCUCGCCUCUUUAUGUUAGUAGGAAAUCGAAGAGAAAUCUGCAAAGGGCUAUAUACAACGACACUAAUUUCCUCAAUUCGAUCAAUGUGAUGGAUUAUUCUCUACUCGUGGGAGUGGAUACUCAAAGCCGGGAAUUGGGAUGUGGCAUAAUAGACUAUCUGAGGCAGUAUACAUGGGAUAAGCAGCUCGAGAAUUUGGUCAAAUCUUCGCUCAUUGUUCCUAAAAACCAGCAGCCAACUAUUAUCUCUCCAAUUGAGUACAAAAAGAGAUUCAGGAAAUUUAUAGAUACACACUUCUUGAGUGUGCCAGAUCAUUGGUGUUCGCAGAGAUCUUCCAACCUUUGUGGGCUCGCUUUCGAAAAUGGUUCGUUACAUAAGAAGGCUAAAAAACGAUGCAAUGAGGAUGAUGAUUCGUCUCGUUCGGUGUCUCAAAAACAAGGAAAAGAAGGUUCUUCAAAAUCUCCACACCAUGGUAAAGAAAAUGGCUUCUUUAUGGCUGAGUCCAUGAUUAUAUAAAAAGUCAUUGUAUAUAAGUGAUCGCCAGAGUAUAUAAUUUCUGGUGUUCUAUCGUACAUAUAUAUCAUUUUUUUGUAUGUAUACACUGCUGAGUAAUUGUAAAAAUGGGCUUGGUAUUUGAGCAUUUUUUUUUGGUAC